Messenger RNA from Limulus polyphemus (Atlantic horseshoe crab), 286 nucleotides. RefSeq names its product arfGAP with SH3 domain, ANK repeat and PH domain-containing protein-like. Gene Ontology annotation, molecular function: GTPase activator activity. The record is from RefSeq and is a predicted model, not a curated record. The transcript has 3 exons. Lineage: Eukaryota; Metazoa; Arthropoda; Merostomata; Xiphosura; Limulidae. Gene Ontology annotation, biological process: positive regulation of GTPase activity. Bases 32 to 265 code for a protein of 77 amino acids.
CCUAGACUUCGAUCGUGAUGGCCUGACAAAGAUGAAAAAGGCUGUCAAGGCUAUUUACAACAGUGGGAACGCCCAUGUGGACAAUGAGAUCUAUCUGUCCAAAGCACUUGAGCGAUUGGGAACCAGUGCUAACAUCAAAGACCAGGAACCUGACAUAAGUACUGCAUUUAUAAAUUUCUCAAUUGUGACCAAAGAACUUACGCAGUUGAUGAAGAUUCUUGUAAGUCUCAUAUUCACGUUUUUACUUCAUAUGGGCUUCAUUUAAGUGUGUUAAUCUUUCACCUGA